Molecule: messenger RNA, 1791 nt
Organism: Mya arenaria
Lineage: Eukaryota; Metazoa; Mollusca; Bivalvia; Myida; Myidae
Product: 26S proteasome non-ATPase regulatory subunit 12-like
Exons: 11
Coding region: 23-1387 (454 amino acids)
Cellular component (GO): cytoplasm; proteasome regulatory particle, lid subcomplex; nuclear proteasome complex
Source: RefSeq, a predicted model, not a curated record
ACGCAGUCUACUUAGAGCAAUCAUGGCGGACACCGGUAACGAAGAUCGUGUCCAGAAAAUGGAAGUGGACUACAGUUCUACAGUGGACGAGAAAGUCCCGAAAUGCGAAAAAUUGGCAAAGCAAGGAAAACUUAGUGAUGCAUUGGAAAUCCUUCUGGCAAUGGAAAAGCAAACCAGAACAGGUGCAGACACACAUUCCCUGAGCCGUGUGCUGGAGACCAUUGUGAGGCUGUGUUUUGAAACAAAGAACUGGGAUGCCCUCAAUGACAACAUUGUUCUUCUCACAAAGAAGAGAGGCCAAAUCAAACAGUCUGUGACUAAGAUGAUACAGGAAGCAUGCACCUAUGUAGAAAAGACCCCAAACCUUGACAUCAAGCUGAAACUCAUUGAUACCCUCCGGACAGUCACAGCUGGAAAGAUCUAUGUUGAAAUAGAGCGUGCGAGACUGACCCGAACCCUUGCUAAGAUCCGGGAGGAUGCUGGGAAGAUUUCAGAGGCGGCAGACAUUCUCCAGGAACUUCAGGUGGAGACAUUCGGUUCUAUGGAGAAGAAGGAAAAGGUUGAGUUUAUCCUGGAACAGAUGAGGCUGUGUCUCGCAAAGAAGGACUUCAUCCGCACCCAGAUCAUCAGCAAGAAAAUCAACACCAAGUUCUUUGAGGAUGCAGCUUCCACAGAGUUGAAGUUGAAGUUUUACCAGCUGAUGAUUGAGCUAGAUGAGCAUGAGGGAUCAUACCUGUCCAUUUGUCGCCACUACCGCGCCGUCUUCGAUACUCAGGAAAUCAAAGACAGUUCAGAAAAAGCAAAAGAGGCAUUGCGGUAUGUGAUCCUGUACCUCGUCCUGUCUCCCUUCGACAAUGAGCAAUCUGACAUGAUACACAGAGCGGAAGAAGAAAAAAUGAUUCAAGAAAUGCCCAAAUAUAAAGAUCUGUUGAAGUGUUUCAUCACCAACGAGAUCAUCCAGUGGAAGCUGUUCUGCCAGCAGUUCGAGGCUGAGCUCAAGUUUGGUUCCCCUGGCAACCCUGCCACACACGUGUUCAACACAAAACAGGAGGGUGGAGCAAAACGCUGGGCAGACCUCAAAAACAGGGUUGUAGAACAUAAUAUCCGCGUGAUGGCGAAGUACUAUACCAGGAUUCGCAUGAAGAGGAUGGGUGAACUUCUUGACCUUGCGGAUGCAGAAGUUGAGGAAUUUCUGUCCACCCUAGUGGUCAACAAGACUGUCCAGGCUAAGAUAGAUCGACUAGAAGGCAUUGUGAACUUCACAGAACAAAAGGACCCUAAUGACAUUCUAAAUGACUGGUCACACAACAUUAACACUCUCAUGCAGCUUGUGAAUAAAACUACACAUUUGAUAACAAAAGAAGAAAUGGUUCACAAGUUAGCAUAGCCAUAUAGGCGUGCCUUCACUUAGAAAAUUGAGUAACUGUCAUGUGUAAUUUGAGAUCUAAGUGGCUGUUACUGGAUUUAAAUUAGAAAUAUUAGAAAUAUAGAAAAUAUUUCUUGUACGUUGUUUACCAAGGAAGCACAUGGAAUUUGUUAGUUCUGUUCAUGUUUUGAAGGACCAUUGGUGCAUGGAUGGAUAAGUGUACUUGAAUCAAAUAAGUAGGUUGUCAAGUGAAUAUUUCAAACGUUGAGCUUCUGAUUUAAGCAAUUUCUCAUUGGUUGCUUUUCAUUUUGUAUGUUUAUUUAUGUAAAAUAUGUUUGCGUAUUUGUUAAUAUAAUUUCAUGCCACAAGAAGCACUAUUAGUGCUACCAUUGAUAUCUCUUACAAUAAAUUGACCUGUAAACUUU